CCGCAUGCUCUUGAUGGCAUCCCUGUAAUUCCGGAUAUUGACAGAGGUCAAAUUCUUCCGGUCAAACUUCUUAUAUAGACACCCCUUUUCACAUUUUCGCUCUUCCUCUAUCCUUUCUCUUUCUCUGCGAUUUUCUCUCUCUGAUAUUUAUAUUUCUCUCUUUUCGGAGCCAUGGAUGAAAGGCCAGUCACUCUUGAACAUCUGGUCAACGGCGAAGGCGAUGUCACCAAUGCUCACAGCAACCACGGUUGGCAGAAGGUCACCUACGCCAAGCGCAAUCGGAAGCAGCAGUCCAAUAACUCAGAUUCCGUUGGGAAUUCUGAGAAGGUUCGUGUCAAUGGAACGCUCGCCACCGGGGACAAGCCUAAUGUGUUCCGAUCACUCGAGCAGCAGGCGGAGGAGCGGCGCCGGCGGGUCCUGGAAGCUCAGAUGGUGGCUGCUGCUGCUGCCGAUGAUCAUCAGGUCAGAUCGAAGUCCAAGCACAGGUCCGAUGAUGAAGAUGACGACAGUGAUGGCGAAGUCGCGGCGGAGAACGGGCAGGUCCAAGAGAAGAAGGUGAAGAAGCCUAAGGUGAAGAAGCCCAAGGUUACGGUGGCUGAUGCGGCCUCCAAGAUUGAUGCGGCUGAUCUGGCGGCUUUUCUUGUUGAUGUUUCGGCAUCGUACGAAUCGAAAGAGGAUAUACAGCUAAUGCGGUUUGCCGAUUAUUUUGGUCGUGCAUUUUCAGCUGUGAAUUCUUCGCAGUUUCCUUGGAUGAAGAUGUUCAGGGAGUCAACGGUCGCCAAGAUCGCAGAUGUCCCUCUUUGUCAUAUUUCGGAUGUUGUUUAUAAGACAUCAGUUGACUGGAUCAACCAACGUUCCUCUGAGGCACUUGGUUCCUUUGUGUUAUGGUCUUUAGACUGCAUUCUUUCUGACUUAGCAAGCCAGCAAGCUGUUACAAAAGGCUCCAAAAAGGGCUUGCAGCAUGCAUCAUCGAAAUCUCAGGCUGCAAUAUUUGUAGUAUUAGCAAUGGUAUUGAGGAGAAAGCCUGAUGUGUUAAUUAAUUUGUUACCAACAUUGAGGGAAAAUUCGAAGUAUCAAGGACAGGAUAAGCUUUCGGUUAUAGUAUGGAUGGUGGCUCAGGCUUGUCAAGGAGACCUGGCUGUAGGGUUGUAUUUAUGGGCACAUAACAUAUUGCCUAUAGUUAAUGGAAAAUCAAGUUGUAAUCCACAGUCCAGGGAUUUGGUUCUACAAUUAGUGGAAAGAAUUUUGUCUGCCCCAAAAGCCCGAACUAUUUUAGUAAAUGGAGCUAUUAGGAAGGGUGAGCGAUUAGUGCCUCCCUCAGCAUUUGAGAUAUUGAUGCGAGCUACCUUCCCUGCAUCUUCAGCACGGAUAAAGGCAACUGAAAGGUUUGAGGCAGUAUACCCCACUCUAAAAGAAGUAGCCCUAGCUGGUCCUGCUGGAAGCAAAGCAAUGAAGCAGGCUUCACAGCAGAUACUGACUUUCACCAUCAAAGCAGCAGGAGAAAGUAUCCCAGAAUUAUCCAAUGAAGCAAGUAGCAUUUUUAUCUGGUGUUUGACUCAAAAUCCUGAUUGUUAUAAGCAAUGGGACAGGAUCUAUUUGGAUAAUCUAGAAGCUAGUGUUGCAAUUCUGAGAAAGCUUACCGAGCAAUUGAAGGAGUUAUCUCUGAAACAAUCUUCUCUUGAUCCUUUAAGGGAAACUCUCAAGAGUUUUAGGCACAAGAAUGAGAAAGAAUUGGCUGGUGGAGAGGAUGCUGCUCAUCAAGCAUUCCUCAAGGAUGCAGACAAGUACUGUAAGGGAAUUUUAGGAAGGGUAUCUCGUGGCCAUGGGUGCAUGAAAAGUUUGACCUUUGCUGUCAUUGCCGCUGUAGCUGUUGGUGCCGCACUAAUGUCCCCAAACAUGGAAUCCUGGGAUUUGAAGAAGCUGUCUGUAGUGUUCAGCUCCUCACCAUCCUUCUGAUUGGAACACCGCAACAGCAGCCAGUGGUGCAAACUAUCAAUUUUUUUCUCUUUUAAAUCCAAAAAUUCAGCAUCAGCGAAGUAAACAAAUUUUGCCCCAUAAUAAUAUGGCAGAGGAUGAGUUAUUUUCAUGUAAUUUUAUGUGGCUUGAUAGGGUGCUGAAACUAGAUGAGAGUUCAAAGUGAAUUCCAUGGAAGUUGUUUCAAUUUCUUGGGAGUCUCUUAGGACUGACUAUUCAUCUCUAACAUCUGCAAUACCAGCAAAAUGAUAUCAAGGAGAUAGGGUCAUGCAGUUAUCAGGAAGGGAAUUUGAUGACACAAGGCCUUUUAUUUUUUUUCUUUAGUUUUGAUUUGUGGUUGUUAUGUAGUUUUUUAUAUGCUUUGGAUGCGGUAAACAUGUGGUUUGGUAGUCUUUGUAGCUGCAAUCAUGUUGAAUAAGUUGGAAGUUUUAUCUUAUGUUUGGUGUACGAUCCAUCUUGGAGGUUUCAUUUUA
This is a messenger RNA of Vitis riparia (riverbank grape), 2447 nucleotides long. RefSeq lists its product as uncharacterized. Gene Ontology annotation, cellular component: Golgi apparatus; endoplasmic reticulum. NCBI's taxonomy places the organism in Eukaryota, Viridiplantae, Streptophyta, Magnoliopsida, Vitales, Vitaceae. The record is from RefSeq and is a predicted model, not a curated record. The coding region runs from base 172 to 1956 and encodes 594 amino acids. The transcript has 10 exons.